Schistocerca nitens (vagrant locust) is the source of this 644-nucleotide messenger RNA. RefSeq lists its product as uncharacterized. The record is from RefSeq and is a predicted model, not a curated record. Bases 75 to 644 code for a protein of 189 amino acids. NCBI's taxonomy places the organism in Eukaryota, Metazoa, Arthropoda, Insecta, Orthoptera, Acrididae. The transcript is spliced from 3 exons.
CUGAGUGCAAUACAUUUAGAUGCUCUCGGAGGCAAGAACUGAUACACCAUUUGGAGUGUGUUCACCAACAGAAAAUGGAGUGCAAAGAAAUGACAUUUAAUUCUGUGGAAGAGUUCUUUCUGUGGAAGGAACAGAUGGAAGCUGAAGAGAAGGUUUCCUUCAUAAGACCAAGGGGAAAACAGAAAUGUGAUUAUUUUGUUUGCCACCGUUCUGGAUAUGUUGACAAAACAGCUUCAGGCAGAAGGUUAAGGGAACCUUCAAUCAAAAUUGGCGGCACGUGCCCUGCCUGUUUGGUAGUAAAAAAUGUGUCAUCUAACAUGGUUAAUGUCAAGUUCUACAGGACACACACAGGACACAGUCUCUCUGUGGGUAGCCUACAUCUGACCACAGCUGACAGGGCAAUGGUUGCUGAAUUAAUUGCACAAGGUGUUCCUGAUACUACAAUUUUGAAGAAAGUGAGAGAGAGCAUUCAAGUUGGACUCUUCAGAAGAGUUCAUCUUUUAAGCAAACAAGAUAUUCGAAAUAUUAGGAAAGAAUACAAGCUGGACGAUAGUAGUGCACACCAAGAUGAUGCAACCAGUGUUGAUCUGUGGCCCAAGGCACUGAGGAUAAUGGAAACAAAUUAUCAGAAAGUGACUUUAUGA